UUCAUUGCAAAAUGACGGCAACGAUCUACAACAGUUGGCAGCUAUGAAACACCGGCCCAUACUUUUGAGCUCCAUGAAUCCGCAUAUUAUUUGUAGUUUAUGUUUUGGCUAUCUGAUAGAUGCCACCACUAUUGUGGAAUGUUUGCAUUCAUUUUGUCACAGUUGUUUAAUUAAACAUUUACGUACGGAACAAUAUUGUCCACGAUGUGAAAUGAUGAUAAAUACCGCAAAACCAAACAUAAAGCCAGAUACAACAUUACAGGCUAUUGUUUAUAAACUUGUGCCCGGUCUCUAUGAAAAGGAAUUAAUGCGUAAAAGAGCCUUUUAUAAGGAUCGUCCCGAAGAAGCCGCCUUAGCCUCACCCGAACAAAGAGGCGAUGAUACUGAGCAUUUGAUUUUUAGUCCCUCCGACUAUAUGUCAAUCUCAUUGGAAUAUGCAGACACAGAAGAGCUAUCCCAAUCCGGUCCCGAAUAUAUUGAAUUGCUAAAGCCCCGUUAUCUUAAAUGUCCCGCCAUGUGUACCGUUGCCCAUUUGAAGAAAUUGGUUUAUGGUAAAUUUGAAAUCAAUGCCAAUCGCUUUACCAUUGACAUUAUGUACAAAGUAAAGACCAUUAUCCUACUGGACCAUUACACCCUUAUGGAUGUUGCCUAUAUAUACACCUGGAAACGCGAUGCUCCCAUGCGUUUCUAUUUCCGUGUCAAACAAUCUCUUAAACCCACAAUACGAGUAAAGAAAAAUCUUGUACCUCAAACCAAGAAAGAAGUGCCCUUGCCCGAUGAGGAAGCCACCAGCAAAUUGCUUUCCCAGGCCAUGUGUAUUGUACAUGAACCCACACCUUCCAUUAAGGCUGCUGUUCCGGAUACGAAAAUCUUGGAACCCGAAGAAAUUAAACAGGAAAAUGAAGCUGAAGUGUCGUCCACAACAGAAACCCCACCCAUUGCCCAGGAGGAGGAAGAGCCUAAGCAAUUUGAAAUUGUACAACCCCAAAGUCCUUCCAUUAGCUCACAAGAAUCCAACCUUACGGAUAAACUCAAAAUUACAAUUGUCAACAAAGCUGCCAAGGAGAAAUCAAGUGAGUCCAAAUCUGCCGCCAAGGCCUUAAAAGAAAAACAAAAGGAAUUCCACAAAACCUCACCUUCAACCUCGGCCACACCCAAGGACGAACGUAAGGUGGAGAAUAUCAAAUUGAAAAUUGAUCUCUCUAAACAAAAUUCCGUCACCAUUAUCAACAUGUCCGAUCCAGAACGCAAGGAAAUUGUAAAACCUGUACGUCCAGAAAAGGAAUGGAAAGUAAGCAAAUCGAAGAAGGAGAAGGAUGGCAGUCCGAAGUCGUCGCCCAAAUCUUCACCUCACAGUGACCGCAAGAGUAAAACUCCAAGUCCGCUAACAGUGCCACCUCUCACAAUAAAAGCUGAACGUAUUAGCCCCUUGGCGAAACUCAGCUCCCCUGCCACACCAGCCCCCGCAAGUCCCACUGAAAAGCCUGACGAGGAACAAAAAUCUGAAUUUUUGAAAUCGUUUGCCCUAACCCCCACCAAAAGUGUUAAAGCCGAUAAGCCCAAUGAACAACAAAGAAAUAUUUCUAAGGACGUUACGCUUUCUUUCGUACCAAAAACCUCUGCCAAAGAACAAUCUUCGUCGCCCGCUUCGUCUUCUUCGUCGAAGCGUAAGAGCAAGGAACCCAUUAAAGCUGUUAUCAAAAAGCCUAAACUAUCACCUCCUUUGGCCACAGAGGACUUCAAAAUCAAAUUGCCACCCAUUCCCUCCAAUAACAACUCAAAACCUACGGACAAUACAACUUCAAGUAAUGCAACAGCCGCCAACCCUAGUGAGAGCAAGAAAACAAUGAUGCCACCACCGGCGCCUUUGACAGUAAUGAAGCCACCAUCUCUGAUAAAGAAACCCUCCAAACCCGCUCAAAAUAAAAUAUCUGCCGCUCCUCCCGGCUCUCUCACACCUCACCCAAUGCAUAACAACAAUGUCCAGUUAGCAGCACCCGGCAGCCGUACUCCAAUUGCCAAAAGGUAUCAGCCAAUUUUACCCAAAGCUUCCCGUCCAAAUCCCUUCGCUAACAUCCCCACAGAUGUUAACAAGAUUCUCAAGGAUGCCGGUACCGAAAUUAAGAGCAUACCGAAUGAACCGGUCUCCUCCAAAGUAUAUGGUCCCAAGGCAGAUGCUAACAACAGUACACUAAUGGGACCACCACCCAUGGCUGCACCUCCUGCCAAGACUAAUGCAUCAAGCCGUAGCGGUGGCAGUUCCAGCAAAACAAACUCUAAUAAAAACAACAGUUAUUUGAAUCUGGCACUUUUCAAUGCCUCGAAAUCGAAGGGCAACGAAGUUCCACCUGGUUGCCGAACACCCAUGUAUACACCAAACUCGCCCAUUUACUCACCCAGCUCACCACAAUAUGUUCCCAACUACAAUAUACCGACCAUGCCUACUUACAAAUACACACCAAAGCCUACCAAUCCCAAUAAUUCGUACCUGCAAAGUGUUUUGGGCAAUAACAGCCAGAUGUCCAGUCUCUUCCCCAGCCCACCUACCAAGAAGGAUGGAGGUUCCAACAACAACAAUGGCGGCAACAACAAUUCCUCUUCGUCAUCGUCUAACAAUUCCAGCAACUCCAACAAUUCGAACACAACAUCGCACAGGGCUGAAAACCAGGCACCUAAGCGGGUAUAUCCAUUCGCACGCAGUCCCAGUCCAAGCGAAGAUCCCCCAGAGAAACAAUUGAAAGUAAAAUCUUUACUCACAUCCUGCAACAUCAAUAUUCCCUCUUCGUUGUCCAUAACCAUUACUCGGGAGGAUGGUGAUCCUUCGUCAAAUGGUUCGGCACAAAAACACAAAAGUCCUGUGAAUAACUACAUUGAGAUUUUGAAGUUGCCCGAACAGACUAGCGACAACAGUGAGAAUAAACGCGCAUCUCCACCAGCCGCUAAUUCAUUGUUUCCCAAUCCCCCCGUAAAACGGGUGGCAACCCCUCCCCUAAAUACGACCACAAGCCAGCCAAAGUUACUUCCCCCACCCGCGCCAAUUACGAAUAUGCAGAAACCACCUGUUGCAGCCAAUCAAGCUGCCAACAAUGUGGUAAACAAUAAACCAGCAACUCCCCUAAAUAUGGGCAAGAAUAAUAAUGGCAUGAAUAAACCUGUUGCCAACAACAAACCUACCACACCACCCACGAACAAUAAGUCGCCUGUAGCACCUAUGGACAAGAAAGCCACACCCAGCCCCGAAAAGCGGCCCAUGACUAGUCCUGGCGAUCAAAAAUCUCCCAAAUCGCCAAACGGAGAUGGUACCGGCAAGAAGUUCAGGCAUAUUCUGCCGCGACAAAUUGCCACCCCCUCCACCCCUGAGGUUAAUCUGCCCACCAACAAGCAAAACGGCAAUGUCAUUGGCACCUACUCAUCGCCGAAUGGUGUCAAUGUCAAAAUACAUUCCAACAAGAAGGUACAACCAAGUAAGAAAUCCCCAGUCAGUCAGCAACAGCAGCAACAACAACAUAUGUCGGCACCACUGCCCGCAACAGCACACCAGCAGCAAACAUUGGUAAAUUUGAAGCCUCCCCAACAGUCGCCCACCAACAAGACACAAACCAAAGCCCCCGCCAAAUCUCCACAAGGCAGUCGGGCACAGAAAACAAAUCAAGCACAAGCUCAGGCCCAAGUACAAGCUGCUGCCGCCGCCGUGGCAGCUGCCAAUGCGGCAAAUAAACUGAGUCCUUCGCAGAACAACAAUGGCAUGCCACCAUUGCCACCUGUUAUGCCACAUCCCAUGCAGGGCAUGUUGCCACCACAUUUGGGGGCAGCAGCUGCUGCGGCCAAUCAAAAUGAGUUGAGUAAAUUUCUUAAAGAAAAUUUGCUCCGAGCUCAGGUACAAGCUGCCGUGGCCAAUCAAUCAAACAUGUUCUAUCCGUACACUGCGAAUGCUGCCGCUGCUGCUCAACUGGGUCAAUUUAACCCCGCCAUGUACAACUACCAGCAAGCCUACAUCAUGGAUCAGUUGUCACGCAUGCAAAGAGCUGGCAAUGAUGCCUUCACCGAAUACAUGCAGAAGUUGAAGAGCAGCAUGGAAAUGCAAAAGCCGGCAGGCGUCGACAACAACAAGCCAUGUGCUGAUGCCAAACAAUUGCCGAAAUCAGCCUCUAGUCCCAAAUCAAUGUCCAGUGCAGCACCACACAGCCCCUCAACAUCGGCAGGCAAUCAAGGUGUCAACACCAAGGAACAGCUAGCGACAAAGACCAAGUAA
Musca vetustissima is the source of this 4252-nucleotide messenger RNA. RefSeq names its product polycomb group protein Psc (gene Psc). Gene Ontology annotation, biological process: negative regulation of transcription by RNA polymerase II. Gene Ontology annotation, molecular function: metal ion binding; promoter-specific chromatin binding. Gene Ontology annotation, cellular component: PRC1 complex. The transcript has 4 exons. Bases 44 to 4252 code for a protein of 1402 amino acids. Lineage: Eukaryota; Metazoa; Arthropoda; Insecta; Diptera; Muscidae. The record is from RefSeq and is a predicted model, not a curated record.